Molecule: messenger RNA, 1019 nt
Organism: Pogonomyrmex barbatus (red harvester ant)
Lineage: Eukaryota; Metazoa; Arthropoda; Insecta; Hymenoptera; Formicidae
Source: RefSeq, a predicted model, not a curated record
GAGAGAGAGCGAAGUCCCAAGAGCAACCCCGUUUCACGAAAGGAACAGGGACCCCGGCGGCGUGAUGGCAGGAUCGACGACGGGGGCGGCGGAGAGGGAAGGUGUCGCGGGGGUGGGUUUUGUACGGCCAAGGCAGUGGAGCCGCGGACAGUCGCCUCGACGCUACCAUCUCUCUCAGUUGCUCCACGGUUUCCGGACACGGCGGACAGACAGGCAGAAAAAAAUGCGCUCCGCGGCCGUAUGUAUCGCCUUCGUCUUGACAUACACGAGCGGGUCGUUUGUCGCGGGUUUGCGAUACAUCGAUCCGCAGGCGGGAAGUAACGGCGACAUCGGCGACAAACGAUUGGACCUGACCGAACCGUCGUGCGACGAGCUACGCGCCAUGUGGAGGUACACGAAGAGGCAGAGCAGAGCCGCUAAAACCACCAACGGAUACCCGAUAUACCCGUACAAUCCCAAUAUAUGGCCACGUGCGGCAAUGUUUCCCAAUGAUCGCAUUAAAUUAUCCAGAGGAUACACGCGAGAUCUUGGCGCACCUACACGACUGAAAUUACGAGAAGAGUUGGAAGGUAAGCAAAUUUUCUGCUUCAGUAAUUUCUUCAGCUUGCGUGUCGCUUAGUAGAAAUGCAAUGAUUAUAAAUGAAAUGAAAUCAGCUUCGCUAGCUAAAUGUUACUUCCUCCUGCUUGGUUCGCUUUGCAAAAAAAUGCUUGUCAGCCGACUCGAUAAGAGAGCAAAUUUAUCUCGCCGCGAUCGGCAGUGAUAUUAAGUCGAAGAAUUUCUUUCGCACAACUCAACUUGUAUCUUGUUCGAUAGAAAAGAGCGCCGCGUCGUUGGGGUGAAACGCGUGUAAUGUAAGGGAAGGAAUCUGUGCGUUUUAUCGAUUUUGUGCAUCGAGUGGUGCAUCGUAGUCCACGAGUUGCAGCGCAAACCCUGGCCAGGCGGGCUGCAAUAUCAUCUUGCAAAUACGCGACACACACACACACACACACACACACACACACACACACACACACACACA